Meira miltonrushii is the source of this 210-nucleotide messenger RNA. RefSeq lists its product as uncharacterized. The record is from RefSeq and is a predicted model, not a curated record. NCBI's taxonomy places the organism in Eukaryota, Fungi, Basidiomycota, Exobasidiomycetes, Exobasidiales, Brachybasidiaceae. The transcript has a single exon. The annotation marks the transcript as partial.
UUCCACAGGUUGGAUUAACACUGCUAAAAUUUCAAAGUGCUACAAUUGGGUCCAGAUGUUCAACCCUGCAAACGGUGUAACAGCUCAAGGUUACGUUCUCGACAGUUGUGAUAGCGGUGAUCCAAAAUCCACUUUUGGCUGUAAUGAUAUUUAUGUCAGCUUGGGUCUUUUCAAGAAACUUGCAGGAUCUCAAGAAAAAGAAGCAAUUGA